UCAGCAGCAUUGUAGAGAGUAGCAUCACCGCGACGAGCACCAGCACCAUGGCAACGACAGAAACGGCCACAGCCCGCCGCGCGGCGGCGUACGACCCAAUCCUCCUCUCAGUCUUCUCGAACCGCUUCAUGUCCAUCGCAGAGGCCAUGGGCCGCAGCUUGCAGCAGACAUCCAUCAGCACAAACAUCAAGGAGCGACUCGACUACAGCUGUGCGGUAUUUGCGCCGACGGGCGACCUGGUGGCCAACGCGCCAUUCAUCCCCGUCCAUCUCGGGUCCAUGAGCUUUAGCGUCAAGCACCAGCUCGAGCUCCACGGCCCCAGCCUCAAGCCCGGCGACGUGCUCCUUACCAACUCGCCGACAACGGGCGGAUCCCACCUCCCCGACCUCACAGUCAUCACGCCGUGCUUUUCCAACACGGACAGCUCCAAGAUCAUCUUCUUCACGGCUUCUCGCGCACACCACUCCGACAUUGGCGGCAUCCUCCCCGGCUCGAUGCCGCCGACGUCAACGGCGCUGUUUGAAGAGGGUGCCGAGAUCCGCAGUCUCAAGAUUGUCGACGGUGGCAUCUACGACGCUGAUGGUGUGUACGAGGCCCUCGUCACCAACCCGGCCAGCUACCCCGGCUGCUCGGGCUCGCGCAACUUUCGCGACGUAGAGUCGGACCUCAAGGCGCAGGUCGCGGCGAACCACAAGGGUGCCGAGUUGCUGGGUGCCCUUCAGUCAGAGUACGGACUGGAGACGGUGCAAGAGUACAUGGAGCACAUCCGGAGCAACGCCGAGCAGGCUGUCCGCGACAUGCUUGUUCGCACCGCCAAGCGGUUCGGCACUCACCUCCACGCGAUCGACUACCUCGACGACGGCAGCCCGAUCAACCUCACCAUUGACAUUGACGAGGCCACCGGCUCGGCCGUGUUCGACUUUGAGGGUACCGGCCCCGAGCUUCGGGGCAACCUCAACGCACCAGUGUGCGUUGUCAACGCGGCUGUCAUCUACUGCAUGCGGUCGAUGAUCGGCGAGGACAUUCCCCUCAACGCUGGCUGCCUCACUCCCCUCGACAUUCGCAUCCCGGAGGGGUCGCUCCUGUCGCCAUCGCCCACCGCCGCGGUGUGCGGCGGCAACGUCAUGACAUCGCAGCGCAUCACCGACGUUGUGCUCAAGGCAUUCAACGCGUGCGCAGCGAGCCAGGGUUGCUGCAACAACCUCUCAUUUGGUGUGGGCGGCAAGGACCCGGUCACGGGAGAGGUCACACAAGGAUGGGGAUACUACGAGACGAUUGCAGGUGGAAGCGGAGCCGGGCCAGGUUGGAACGGCACAAGUGGAGUCCACGUCCACAUGACCAACACGCGCAUCACCGACCCCGAGAUUCUGGAGCGCCGCUACCCCGUCAUCCUGCGCGAGUUCAACUUCCGGCCUGGAUCAGGCGGUGAAGGCGCAUACAAGGGCGGCAAUGGCGCGGUGCGGACGCUGCAGUUCCUCCAGAGCCUGCAAGUGUCUAUCCUCAGUGAACGUCGCGCACGCGCACCGUAUGGUGCCAACGGGGGCAGCGAUGCCCAGACGGGCCUCAACCUCUGGGUCAAGGCGCCGCGUGGCGACGAAGCCAGCCGAAAGAUCAACAUUGGAGGCAAGGGCACUGUGUGGUUCGAGGCUGGAGACGCGCUCGAAAUCCACACACCCGGAGGCGGUGGCUGGGGCAAGGGCGAGGGGGAGGUGGAGCAGACUGGCACCCAGUUCGAGCCGCGCGGCCGCCUGGCAGACGCGGCGAAUGUCGAGUUUUAGGCAUGGAUACAUGUUGAGC
Vanrija pseudolonga is the source of this 1797-nucleotide messenger RNA. RefSeq lists its product with no specific name. Gene Ontology annotation, cellular component: cytosol. Gene Ontology annotation, molecular function: 5-oxoprolinase (ATP-hydrolyzing) activity. The record is from RefSeq and is a predicted model, not a curated record. Lineage: Eukaryota; Fungi; Basidiomycota; Tremellomycetes; Trichosporonales; Trichosporonaceae. The coding region runs from base 48 to 1778 and encodes 576 amino acids. The transcript is spliced from 3 exons. Gene Ontology annotation, biological process: glutathione metabolic process.